GUGACCAAUGAGUUUCAGGGCCGGCUCUCUUCAUUGAAUGUGUGUGUUUGUUGGAGUUCCUCAGUGCAUCUGACUCUUUGGUGUCUCCUACAGAAGUAUCCGGAUUGGUUUUACACCCUGGCCGAGGAUCUACGGUUCCUCACAAUCUAGAUCCCGCUUGAACUUCUCAGAAGAUUUCACACUUCGUCUGAAAACUCUGAGGAGUCCUUAAUAAACCCCAAAGAGAGAAAUUUGUUGCCAGCCGCUUCUGUCACCAUGACAAGCACCACCAGUGACCAAAAGGCCGUCUCCUGCCCCCUGAUGGCCAAACCUCAUCGCCAGCGUCUGGUCAACAAGGGCGGGCGGAGCCUGAUGCAAGGCAGUGCCCCAGGCUACAGGGAGACAUGGUUGGGCGCCCUGCGGGACAUGUGGGGGACGUGGCUGGCGCUGCGGUGGCGAUGGGUGGUGCUGGCGUUCUGCGGCUCCUUCCUGCUUCACUGGCUGCUGUUUGCGGUGUUGUGGUACCUGCUCGCCCGUGUCAACGGGGACCUGGAUGUGCCCAACCACGACACCCCACCGCCCGGACACGUGCUGUGCGUCAAACACGUGACGGGCUUCUCCGCCGCCUUCUCUUUUGCUCUCGAGACGCAGCUGACCAUCGGGUACGGCACCAUGUACCCCAACGCUGACUGUCCAACCGCCAUAGCGCUGCUCGCCCUGCAGAUGCUGCUGGGACUCAUGCUGGAGGCCUUCAUCACCGGUGCAUUUGUGGCAAAGUUUUCCCGCUCUCAGAAGCGCUGUGACGGGAUCCUGUUCAGCCCUCAGGCCGUAGUGUGUGAGGUCAGAGGUCGGCGCUGUUUGAUGUUCCGUGUGUGUAACCUGCUUCCAAGGCCGCUGGUCGACGUGUACGUGAGCGCCGUUCUCUACGAAGAACGUGGCGAUCACGAACUCCACCAAACUGCAAUGGAAUUCAGCGUUGAUAACCUGGGGUCACGACCUUGCCCUCUUUUUCUGUCACCCUUGACCUUUUUUCACCCCCUAACUCCCUCCAGCUCCCUAAACAACGCCCCAACCAACCAAUCGCACUUUGAGUUAGUGGUGUUCCUGACCGCCUCUCAGGAGAGCACGGGUUCUGGCUACCACAAGAGGACGUCCUACCUGCCCGACGAGAUCCAGUACGGCAGCUGCUUCACCAGGGUGACGUCUCUGCACGGAAAAGGCCGGAACAAAACCCAAAGCAUGCGCUAUUUUGACAUGCAGCCCUGUCCGCUCACACUCCCCAACACACACACCACAGACACGCACACGCUGGAGAAAGAACACGUGGUGGUCCAGAUUAACGGGGAAGGCAGUGACCGGGUGGAGUAGCAGCGGUUAUGUUUUUAUGCAAGGGUGUAUAAAAAGUGUAUUUCAUUUUAUAACACAACCUCCAAUGUAUGACUUUUUUUUAUCCUAAAAGACAACCUCAGUUAGUUAUGAUCUGUUAUGUCACUCCGUCCCAAUAGGAAACCAUUUUUGCUGCUAUGGAAACAAUGAUUCACAUUCGCAUCCUUCAGUACUUCUGAACACACCAUGACAGAUGUGUAAGACCAUGUCUUCAUUUGGAAAUAUGAGGAAUCUCCAGUGAUUUAUUAUGAGAAUUUUUCACCCUGAAUCCACUGACGCCACACAACCAUCAUGUUUGAGCCCUUAUUUAUUUGGCACCUGGAUCAUUGCGUUA
This is a messenger RNA of Rhinichthys klamathensis goyatoka, 1699 nucleotides long. RefSeq names its product potassium inwardly rectifying channel subfamily J member 13 (gene kcnj13). The record is from RefSeq and is a predicted model, not a curated record. NCBI's taxonomy places the organism in Eukaryota, Metazoa, Chordata, Actinopteri, Cypriniformes, Leuciscidae. Gene Ontology annotation, cellular component: plasma membrane. Bases 256 to 1347 code for a protein of 363 amino acids. The transcript has 3 exons. Gene Ontology annotation, biological process: regulation of monoatomic ion transmembrane transport; potassium ion import across plasma membrane. Gene Ontology annotation, molecular function: inward rectifier potassium channel activity.